Molecule: messenger RNA, 828 nt
Organism: Amphibalanus amphitrite
Lineage: Eukaryota; Metazoa; Arthropoda; Thecostraca; Balanomorpha; Balanidae
Gene: Naxe
Product: NAD(P)H-hydrate epimerase-like
Exons: 1
Coding region: 1-828 (275 amino acids)
Cellular component (GO): mitochondrion
Molecular function (GO): NAD(P)HX epimerase activity
Source: RefSeq, a predicted model, not a curated record
AUGCGCGCUCUGCUCGGUCUGGCUUUGCGCGUGGCGCUGACCGGCCGCUGCUCCUCCGCUGUGCCGCAGACGUAUGCGGCGCGCCGACCUCUGACGAUGACCGCCCGUCGGCCGAGCACCGUGCGCCACCUGACCCAGCAGGAGGCCACGGCCGUUGACCAGGAGCUCUUCAACGAGUACCAGUUCUCGGUGGACCAGCUGAUGGAGCUGGCCGGUCUCAGCUGCGCCACGGCCGUGGCCCGCCACUACCCGCCGGCGCGCGCCGCGCCGGCGCCGCGCGUGCUCGUCGUGUGCGGGCCGGGGAAUAACGGCGGCGACGGCCUGGUGUGCGCCCGCCACCUGCGGCUGUUCGGGUUCGCGCCGACCGUGCUGUACCCGGUGCAGAAGGAGGUGCCGCUGUACUCGCGGCUGGCGCACCAGUGCCGGCGGGACGGCGUUCAGGUACUGGACGCCCCGCCGGCGGAUGUCGCCGACUUCCAGAUCAUGGUGGACGCCCUGUUCGGAUUCAGCUUCCGGCCGCCGGUGCGCGACACUCUGGCGCCGGCGCUGCGGGUGCUGGCGGAGGCCAAAGUACCCGUCUGUAGCGUGGACGUGCCGUCCGGCUGGCACGUCGAGAACGGCCCGGACGGCCCCGAGGCACUCCGCCCCGCGCUGCUCGUCUCCCUGACGGCGCCCAAAGUGUGCGCCAAACACUUCAGCGGCGCGCACUACCUGGGUGGCCGCUUCGUGCCGACGGCGCUGGCCGAGAAGUACGACAUGCGGCUGCCCGAGUACCCCGGCACCGACUGUGUGGUGAGGCUGGACGGCGCCGGCGACCCCGCUGCCUAA